AUGUGUCGGGUGCUCGGCAAGGGCACCUGCUUCGACGACGUAGAGCAGCUGUCGAAGAUGAGCAAGUCGAUGGCACAAGCAACGUUCCACAAGUUCCGCCGUCACUUUGCGGCGGAGAUGUUCGACGAGCACAUCUACCUCCCGACCGGGACGUACCUGGACGAAGUUAUGGGGAUCUUUCACCAACUAGGGUGUACGGGAGCGUGUGGGUCCACGGAUGUCACCCACAUUGGCUGGAACAUGUGCCCCUUCACCCUUGGCCGUCCUUUCACGGGCAAGGAGGGGUUUCCAACCAUCGCCUACGAGGUCACGGUCGACCACGCUGGACGCACUUUAGCCGUUGCCAACGGCUUCACCGGUGCGACGAAUGACAAGACGACUAUCCGGUACGACUCGGGAGUCAACAAUAUCAGAACAGAGUACAAACUUCGCCAAGGCGAACGGCACCGAGCGAACGCGCCGCGGAUGGUUAUUGAUGGUGGACAACGGGUACCACGAGGAUGUGGAGUGCUUCUUGGGAUUCUGAAGGGCCGCUUUAGAAUCCUCAAGCUCCGCAUGCCAUACCAUAAACGAGAAUACAUCGACAACAUUUUUUUCACAUGCUGCAUCCUGCAUAACAUGCUCCACACGUUCGACGGCCUGGACGUAUUCGAGGAAAACACGGACUGGCCAGGGAGCGCUGGGCACCUCGACGCCAGGGAGCAUGCCCUCGCUCACGGACUACACUUCUGUUGGGUCGAAGGGAGUGCUGCUGCCACCGAAGGAGGGGGAGAAGGAAGAGUGUGGUGAGGGGGGGCACGUGAGAAAGGAGCGGCACCCGGACCAUGCAGAGUUGAAGAGGCAGCUAAUCGAGAGUUUUGCUUUUCGUUAGAAGAUCAACGACAUCACCUGGUUGUCGCGUCCCAAAUAAAGAGUUUAUACAUAUGUUAGAAUUUGCCUUCAUCCCGACUCGGUGUCAUGGGGUCGUACGGUUGAACCGGGUGCGCAGAGCUUAAACCAUGCAACCCCAUGAUGACUGACAGGUUGUUUUGUACAGAUAGGUCUACCGUUCGUUGUAGGUUACAUUUGGACACGACGUCGGCGGCGUUUUUCGUCUUUGUUUUUUGGGGCCUGCCGGGUAGAUAGUCGCUAUAACAAAUAAUCCGAGGGAGCCAAGCAAGGCAUCGUCGAAGUUAAAAGCUAUUCAGAGCAUUUUUUGUUUCUUCCGUAACGGCACAAACCCCUUCGACGUUUUUGGCGCAAGAAGAGUCGUUCACCUCACCAACGCUCGAUAAAGUAUUUCUACCGUCGAUGCUUGGUCGAGCGGCGUUACAGCUAGAAAACAUUUCGAAACAUGUCUUUUUGCACUCACGCAGAAAGUGUUUGAAUUAGUACAGAUUUUUCACGCAUCCAGGCUCUUACCUAAAAAGGAAGCUCCCCCCCCCCCCCCCCCCCCCGAAACUUGCACCAAGUACGCACAUGGACGCUGUUGAAUUGGUCGAGAUUUUCACGCACCCGGGUUGAUGGUGACGAACUCCACCAACUUGCGUCUCCAGUCCUGCAUUUCCUUCUCCUUCUUCGCCUUCGAAUUCUGAGCAUGCACCUCGUUUUUAAAUUUUUCCCGGCUGGCGAAACCUUAGUUGCCCCCGGCCCCAUCCAUCGUCUGAAGACCACGCUUGCCUAAGGGGCCGUUGCUGGUGUCGCUUGUAUCCUCGUCCGACGUCCUAGAGGGAGUCGCCGACGCAGAUUGGGCGCGACGCCCCUGCUUCCCGGGGCCGGUAGACAUGGCCACCUUGAGGUCAACGUCCUCAUGCUUGCCCGCGGGACGGCCAAACAACGCGAAUACAAGGCUGUAACUGUGAACCCGUCCUGAUGGCCUCGUCAACUUAUCGUCGUCUUCGGCGUCCUCUGGUGCUUCCCCCCCUCUUCCCCCUUCUCCUGCUUAAUGCUGCGGUGGUUUUCAGCCGCCAUGGUCAACGCCGCUCGUUCGCCAUCCAAUUGGGGCGAUCAGCUGAAUCCGCCGCGGGUUCAGGCCCCAAGGCACCAAUCUUCGCUUCAAGCUUCGCUGCUCGAGUGUCUGGCGCCGGCGUCGACGCUACGUCCCCGUUGGCUCUUUGCUCAGCUUCCCACGCGGCCGUCUGGGAGGCCACCCACCUCACCGCGGCCGCGGACU
Messenger RNA from Ectocarpus sp. CCAP 1310/34, 2152 nucleotides. Lineage: Eukaryota; Phaeophyceae; Ectocarpales; Ectocarpaceae. The record is from the annotation of a GenBank genome assembly.